Molecule: messenger RNA, 1292 nt
Organism: Oryza sativa Japonica Group (Japanese rice)
Lineage: Eukaryota; Viridiplantae; Streptophyta; Magnoliopsida; Poales; Poaceae
Source: RefSeq, a predicted model, not a curated record
CACAAACCAGACUCCACAAGACCACAACUCGUUAAUCCCUCGAUCUAAAGAAAAAAAAAACUCGUUAAUCCCUCACGCGGCUUCUCAAAUUCGCACGCGACGGGAUAAAAAGAAAAAAGAAGAGGAAUAAUUCGAAGGGAAGAGGAGGAGGAGGAUCUCAAUAUCUCAUCCUGCUGCCACUGCUCGACUCCUCCUACCCUCCCCCAAAUCCGCGAGCCUCUAGGGUUCGUGGGAUCCCCCGGAAAUGGAUCCGAACCCUAGACUUCUCAUCCUACUCGUCCUCCUCGCGUUCUCCGCCACCGUGGCGGUCGCCGAGGACGGCGAAUCGACGGGGGGAUCGAAGGUCUCGCUGGGGCGCCGUGCAGGGGGGUUCUUGCACGGGCUGAAGAAGGAAGCAGUGGUGGAGGGAGACCAUGGGGUGGCCCUCGAUGAGGUCGGCCCCGGGCUGUUCGAUGCGCUCUUCGCGAGUCUCUCGAUGAUCUUAGUCAGCGAGAUUGGAGAUGAAACCUUUAUUAUUGCGGCGCUAAUGGCAAUGCGGCACCCCAAGUCAAUCGUUCUGUCUGGUGCGCUAUCGGCGCUCUACGUGAUGACGGUACUAUCAACUGGACUUGGUAGGAUAGUCCCCAACUUGAUAUCAAGGAAGCACACUAACAGUGCUGCUACAGUUUUGUACUUGUUCUUUGGACUACGUUUGUUAUACAUUGCUUGGAAGUCUGACCCAAAGGGAUCUCAGAAGAAGGAAAUGGAAGAAGUGGAAGAGAAGCUUGAGUCAGGUCAAGGAAAAUCAACCCUUCGCCGGUUCUUUGGAAGAUUUUGUACACCGAUCUUUUUGGAGGCUUUUAUCUUAACCUUCUUAGCUGAAUGGGGCGACCGAAGCCAAAUAGCAACUAUUGCGCUUGCAACCCACAAGAAUGCAAUCGGAGUAGCAGUUGGAGCAUCAUUGGGCCACACUGUCUGCACAUCACUUGCAGUCAUAGGUGGGAGCAUGUUGGCAUCCAAGAUUUCACAACGGACAGUUGCAACAAUCGGAGGUGUUCUCUUCUUGGGGUUCUCCGUGUCAUCGUACUUCUAUCCCCCACUAUGAUUAACAGCAUUAACAGCUCCUUACUCUUUCUUGAUACCCUUUGGUCACCCUGCUCCCUGUGUUGAGCAAAUGAGUAGAGGAAUUAAAUUGAUUCUUUGGGCACCUCUACGCUACGAUUCGCAAUUCAUGUAUAGCCCUUGCAAAUGAAAUUGUUCCUGACCAUGCUACUUCACUUCAGUCUAUAGCAGAAGCCGUCUCGAUGAUGAAA